Chelmon rostratus (copperband butterflyfish) is the source of this 6146-nucleotide messenger RNA. RefSeq lists its product as uncharacterized. Lineage: Eukaryota; Metazoa; Chordata; Actinopteri; Chaetodontiformes; Chaetodontidae. Bases 185 to 1702 code for a protein of 505 amino acids. The transcript has 7 exons. The record is from RefSeq and is a predicted model, not a curated record. Gene Ontology annotation, cellular component: nucleus.
UCCGAACUUUCGGGAGAACCGCACGGAGGAAGGAGAGGAGGGAGAGAACAACGCCAUUUUUCCUGGCCCUUCGCAGGUGUCUUUAGUCCAGUCCUGGAGGGAGGUGACAUUGGACUCAGUACCAAACUGAGUUGUGGGACAUCAGAAGAGGAGGAGGAGGAGUGGACGAGGGCGGGGUGCAGCCAUGUCGGUCCCAUGGCGUGAUGAAGACGAGGAGUCUAAGGUGGGAGGAGUAAGAGGAGGGACGAGAGCCAAACCGAGGUUCUCCUUCACUGAGGUCAAACUGCUGCUGGAGGCGGUGAAGAGGAACAGAUACAUCAUCCUCAGGAAGUUUAACCACGGCGUGUCGGCUGAAACCAAGAAACAGACCUGGGCUGAAAUCACGGAUCAGAUCAACGGUCUGGGAGAGAAUCACAGAGAGGUGCGUCAGAUCAUGAAGAAGUGGGCGGACCUCAAAUGUGAUGGAAAGCGGCGCAUCAUAGCCCUCCGAGGCCCCAAUGGUAAUACGAUGAGGAAGAAGAACCUGGGCCCCGUGGAGAGGAUGGUCCAUAAGAUAUUAAUGAUGAGUCCCAGAGGAGAUGGCAACAGUGAUCUGGAGUUUGGCGAAGACGACGACUUUUCAAAGCUUUACAGUAAAGACCCACCGUCUAACCCUCCUCCCUACUCCUACCUCAACCUGACAGACAGUUCCUACUCUCUACCAGGAGGAUCCUCCUUUGACAUUUCUCCUCUUUCCUCACCAGAGAAAGAACUCGGUGGCGAUCCUUUCCAUUCCUCCUCUGACUUUGACUUAGACCUGGCUGACGAUGGAGAACGUAUGACGGAUUUUGACGAAAAUGAGGACUCCACAUUCUCCUCCUACCCUCCCUCUCUUCCCCCGCCCUCCUCCACCUCCCUGGACCCCCUGCCUGACAACGCCCUGCUGAGGAUCAAGCCGGUCCACACCUACUCCCGAAACAACAGCCAGAACAACACCUCGUCCAGACCUCCACCUGGACCCUCCUCCUCUGUGGCCUCCACCUCUUCCGUUUUUCCUGAUGCAGACGCCGCCUCGUACUCUGCUGCGCCUCCCCCGUCGCAGUCCCCCACAAGCUCAAACAUGACUGCCUCCUCCGUCCCUGCUCCCCCCUCCUCCUCUGCUCUCCCUCCUGCCACCUCCUCUAAAUCUGUUGCGAGCAAUGACUCUACCUCUCACAACGCGCCCUCCACUUCCUCCAUCCCACCGCCUCCCGCUCCUUCUGCUUCCUCUGUUGCCGUGUCUUCUUCGUCCUCCGUUGCUGCCUCCUCUUCUGUCCCCUCCUCCAACUCUCAUCAGCCUUCUCCCUCCUCCUCCUCAGUCCUCCCACCCAAUCAUACCAGCACCUCAGGCUCAAACCCCUCUGACCCUCUGCCAGCUGGAGCGUCCUCCCGCAGGGCCCACGACCACGUGGCCCAGAUGGCCUCUCAGAGCCUCCAGCAGCAGCGAGCCAGCAGGAUGCUUCUGACCUCGGUGUCUCAGUCUCUGGAGACGUUGGCUCAGUCCGUCCAGCUGCUGGUGGAGAGCCAGCAGGAGUUUGUGCAGGAGUCUCUGCUGCUGCAGAGGGAGACAGUGGACAUCCUGAGAGAUUUCUCCAACACCACGCUGACUAUGCUUAGAGACAAAGCCAACAGUGGACAAAUGGCGACACAUCAUCAUCAUCAUCAUCCCGCUUCACGCUUCUGAAAAAUAGAGCUUUCAAAAGAGACGACAUGUGCAGGAUGGAAAGCAACCACGAGCCACGUGCAGGUAAAUGUUUGCGUUAGGAGUAGAUGACAGGCAGCCAGCCACCACGUGGAGUCCUUCUGAUGUCAACAUCUAAUCAUGACAGAGACUUUUCUAGCCACCAUCGCUGCUGGACAGAAAGUUGCUUUCCGUUGCUGAAAAUGGGACUAAAUGCACCAACACGAGCAGUUUCAGUGUGUCCAGGUGAACGAGAGGUUUGACUUUGAUACGUCAGACGAGCAGACUGCUGACUGAUGGAGGCCGAGAUACGUUGCACCUUCUUCAUAGUAAAACCCAGUCUGCGUGUGCACAUCCUCACACUUUAUAUGUUCAGUGCUCAUUUACUACUGAAACUUGGGGCUGUCUUGCAGCAUCCUGGUGGUAGAGCGUAUCCAUAGAAACGAUUGAGCUCCUCUUGCAUGUCCUUGGCGUCCCUUAGCUCCCUCCUGAGCCCUGGUACUCCAUGGAAAGCAGCUUGGAGCAGAGGUAGUGGAGCCACAGCAUGUUGUUAUGGGGGUGGUCGUUACUCCAGGUGUUUGCAUUCUCCCGUUCCAUCAGUCUGUCAGCCCCCUGGCCCAUGGACAGCUCGUCAUCCUUUGAGAUAUCACAGCACACUGUCAGAUCACCGGUUUCUGGUCUGGAGAGAGUAGUCAAUGAGGCAGACCAGCAUCAGUCCACUUUCCAGAGAGUUUGAGUUUGGAGGCUGUUCGCCGCCGAUGUCACCGUUUCAUUGCUGCUCUCUAGGUCGAUGCCUUCAAACUCAAACUCCAGGAUUAUGAAUAGCUGAUCCUUUUCUAUCGUUCUCACAGCCUUUCUGCUGGUCGAAGGUGUCCAAAGCAUAUAGGAAAUCGGGAGGGCAGCAGCCUUGAACACAGUGGAGGUCUUUGAGUCCCGUAAAUCUGUGAGUCUGCUUCUCCUGCUUCUCUUAGGAGCUGAAAAAUAAACAAGUUAGUGUUAAAACAGUCGUAUUUUCUCCUUUCUUGCUGGGAUACUGGCUGUGUGUGUAGUACACAAGUACAGUGGCAUGCAAAGUUUUGGGCACCCUGGUCAAAAUGUGUUACUGUGAAUAGCUAAAUGAGUAAAAGAUGAUGAUUUGUUGGUCUUCCAGACCUCAACUGGACCUCCACAGCUCCUGUUUACUGAUUACAAACUGAUGGAAACAGCAACCUGAACAUGUUGCUCUUCUAUCGUCUCCUGCUUUGUGGCCAUCGUUUAUUUAAAGUCUCUGAGUGCAGGCUGCUGCUUAGAGAUUAUUUAUAAAUCGCAUUUAUUUAUUCAUAUACCACAGCUCACAUGAUGCAGGCUCGACGUGCUUCACACCCUCAACAAAUAUGAACAAAGUUAAAUAGAACUCGAAUGCAUGAACCAGUUUUUCAGCAGCUCUCACUCACGGAGACCAGAUGGAGUUAACUUUGGAGAAAAUGCUGUCCUGGUGGUAAAAUGUUGUCCUAGUUAUACUUGCAGUGUGGUUUGUGAAGUUGAGUUCUGAAUCAAGGUAACAGCUAGAUUUCUUGCCUGCUCACUGCGUUUCAGAGACAGUGAGACCAGUUUGGACUGGAUCUCCUGUCUCUGAUCUCCAGCAGCUGCCAGAACGAUCUCAGUCUCGUCUUUGUUUAACUGCAGCAAGUUUUCAGUCCUCCAGUUGUCUGAUGAUGAUGAUACAUUGACAAGGUCAUUGACAGGACUGAGGUCAUUGUUAGAAAGGAUGUAUAUUGUGCUUCUGUGUGAUGGAACCACUUGGCCUUUUCUAAAGACUGAGCCCUAACAAGCCGAUUAAGGUCAGAGACCUUGAUAAAAGUUGUCAGCGCUCAAACUUUCACACGGUGCUCGUUUCCUUUUAUUCACUGUUAAUUUGUACAAAACAAAAAUAAUACACUGAUCUUGCUUGAAAAGGUCAUUUUUUACUCCCUUUGCUAUUCACAAGGUGAAAUUUUCACCCAAAAGGUGGCAUGCUACAGUAUCUGUGAUUAGUCCGUUAGUAGGUCGUUUUUGUUUUUUAAUUAAUUAGAUUUUAUUCCAAACAUGUAACAAAUAAGAAAACAAAAGAAGAAUAACCAGUGAAAUGAUCAGUAAGAUUAUUCUUAAGCUAACCGACAUCAGGGCCCCGAUCAUCCUGUCAGACUCCUGCAGACAGUUCAGUCCAGUCAGCUGUACAGUGACACAGGAUGUGAGAUUUGGCUGAUUAUAAACUGGAUCUUAUAGAGCUGGCUGUAAAAUAUGGAAGUAUUCAUUUAAUAUUGUUGAAACAUACUGUACUGUCCUCAGGGGGAGGGAGUGAGAGCAUGGACACAAGUGUAGAUGUGACACACAGAGUUACUCUGCAGUUCUCUGCUUUAUCAGUCUAGUGUCUGAUCUCCCCUGCAGACUAGAUCCAGACAAACCGGUCCAACGUGGACUGAAUCCACAUCGGUCGUUCCGUACGUGCUGCAGAUGGAAUGGCUUUGUCCUCGCUGCGCUGCGAGGAUACAGAAGCUGUGAUAAUCUGCUCGUGGGUCACCUGUCUGGCCGGUGCUGUCUCACUUCCUGUUCUUCUCCACAGAGGAGAGCCGGGCCAGAUCAGGUCUCACGGGUAGAUUAACAGCAACAUGUGUUGAGGAAGCGGAUCACACGAUUGGUCACAGUGUUUUGUUUUUGAAAGAACGUUACCAGCGGAAACAGAGUUUUAAAACAUGAUAUCAGAGAACAUUUAUUUAUGUGCCUGAAUCUUUUUCAUCUGUAUUUACUGUUUGUGUUUUCCAUUCAUAUAAAAGGUUGAGCUGCAGGAGUCAACCCACAUGAACUCAGACUGACUGCACUGUGCUGAUAAAAACAGAUGAAGACACGCUCGUUCUAGUCUCGCGCUUCAUUUACUUCUCGAGUGCACUGCAGCGCUCGGUGUGAGUGUCCCGAUUAAUGAAAGGAAACGAACAAACAAGUGUAACAUCAGUAGAAUAUCAGAGCACUGACCCUGCGUUUGAGCUCCAGGGUGGGGUCAUCCCUCAGGCCGUCAGUGCCGCUCAGCUCAGAGCUCACUCCUGGUUUGGUGUUUGGCUCAAAGGCGACGCGGCAGGAGCUGUUCAGACAGAGCAGGAAGCAAAUCCUCGUUAACUGGCCUUUUUUGAUGAAACAAGUUAGUGUCUCCUAACGGUCCUGUUGAGUCAUUUUGCCAAAUAUAGGACAAAUAAUUCUCAGAUCCUGUAAUUUAUCUGUAACCUGCUUCCAAACUGCCUCAGCGUCAUGGUCAGAUCAGAGAUUAUGCUUUUAUUUAUUGACUUUUCUGUCUCAAGUUGAACUGAGUGGAGGAGGCUGAUUACUGAUCAGUCUUUAAAUCUGCCCAAUAACUGGCUGUUAGGUCAUCAGGUCAGAGCUGACGGAGCUAAAAACAGAAGGAACAGCUGUUAUCGUGUGGUCAGAGGGCUCCUGUGGCCGUGGGGGAACAUGAAUAAGUAUUAUUUUUAAAGUAAGUAACAGUGGAGUAAAAAUAAACUUCCCUAAAGGGUAUUAAUAAAGUAUUUAUUGAAGUGAUGUCUAAUUCUGAUAUUUAACCACUCUUGGUACAAAGUCCUUCAGUUCUGCUGACAUUGUGCUGAAGUAUUUUAUUCCUGUAUUGAGCAGGUAAACCCUGAGUCAGCAUUUUUUUUUAUUCUAAUGUUAUUUACUGUCAUGUCGACUGGACAAAGUCUGCACUUUAAGUCUCCACAAACCAGUUUCUGCGCUUUGAUUGUCUGCUGGGAGUUAAUCUGAACGCUGCAUUGGCAGGUUUGCAGUAGAUACAGAGAUGGACGGAGCUAAAUCCUGCUGUGGGUCACGACUUCCUUCAGACCGUCAGUAUUGUGGGUUCACCUUUGGGUUCACCCCCGGUGUUGAACCGGAGAGCUGCAGUUUGUUCUCUGAUCUGUGAUCAGCCGUCUCUCACAGAUGAUUCAGAAACGUGCUGGUUAACGAUGCUUUUCAACAUUUUUAAUUCAUUUUCUGUCAAGAAGAAGAAGUGUUAUAUUCUGCAGCGGAUGAAGGAAAACCUUUGUAAAACUGUAGCUACUAAUGGAAAUAUCCAGGGGGGAAGUCUUAACAUAAACAUUUCAUAACGUAGAAUAAGCUUCGACUCCUUGAACAUCAGCUUUCUCUUUCCUUCAUGAGCUUUUCUGGAAAUACACGACAGCCCCAACGUAAAACCCUCAGAGCCAACAAACAGUUCAGCUCAUGUCCGCGUGAAUCUUUGGGAUGUUGGCGGUGACUUGACGUUGAUGUGCUCAUUCGGCCUCCUUUGUGCUGCUCGUAGCAUCGUAUCCUCCACCUGCAGACCCCCCCCCACCAGCCGCUCUCUGACCAACUGACUGACCAAAUGACUCCUAACUGUCUGCUGUGACGCCGGGCUUUGUGAUGUUUCCUACAACCAGAUCCUGCCAAUAAAGAUUUUAUUAUUGAA